GCCAAUAAAUGCGAAGGAAGGGAGAGGAAGGCAUGGCAAGGUUCUUUCAGCUCUCUCUGGUGUGAGCCAUGGCGAGGCUGCGACUCCUACUGCUCCGGCAUCUGGCUGCCGCCGCUGCUCUGCUCGCCGGCUUCUCUUCUCUGCCACCUUUGGCAGAAGCAUAUGAUCCUCUUGAUCCAAAUGGGAAUAUCACAAUAAAAUGGGAUAUCAUUCAGUGGACUUCAGAUGGUUAUGUUGCUGUUGUUUCCAUAUACAAUUACCAUAAAUACCGACAUAUCCAAGCACCCGGGUGGAACCUUGGAUGGGUGUGGGCAAAGAAGGAGAUCAUCUGGACCAUAGUUGGCGGGCAGACCACAGAGCAAGGGGAUUGCUCUCAGUUCAAAGGCAGUAUACCACACUGCUGCAAGAGGGAUCCAGCAGUUGUUGACUUGCUUCCUGGGACACCUUACAACAUGCAGGAUGCAAAUUGUUGCAAAGGAGGAGUGCUUAACUCAUGGGUUCAAGACCCAGUCAGUGCAGUGGCAUCGUUUCAGAUCAGUGUCGGCCGAUCUGGUACUACCAACUACACAGUGAAAGCGCCACUAAACUUCACUCUGAAGGCCCCAGGACCAGGAUACAGUUGUGGAGUAGCUCAUGUGGUGAAGCCUCCUACGAAGUUCAUUUCCCAGGACGGAAGGAGAACCACUCAAGCUCAUGUGACAUGGAACGUGACAUGUACAUAUUCCCAAUUUGUUGCUCAGCGGGCUCCAACUUGUUGUGUUUCACUCUCAUCAUUUUACAAUGAAACCAUAGUUAACUGCCCAAAAUGUUCAUGUGGCUGUCAGAAUACCAGACCGGGAAGUUGUGUUGAGGGUGAUUCACCUUAUUUGGCUUCUGUCGUGAAUGGACCGGGCAAGAGCAGCAUGACUCCUCUAGUUCAGUGCACGCCCCAUAUGUGCCCGAUAAGAGUGCAUUGGCAUGUUAAGCUCAACUACAGGGAAUACUGGAGGGUGAAGAUCACGGUUACAAACUGGAAUUACCGGAUGAAUUACUCACAAUGGAACUUGGUAGUUCAGCACCCAAAUUUCGACAAAGUUACCACUAUUUUCAGCUUCAACUACAAGCCUCUGAACCCCUAUGGAGUAAUAAAUGAUACUGGAAUGCUGUGGGGUAUCAAGUACUACAAUGACCUGCUCAUGGUGGCUGGGCCAGAUGGAAAUGUGCAAUCUGAGCUUCUGUUCCGGAAGGACCCGUCGACAUUCACUUUCGAGAAAGGCUGGGCGUUCCCAAGGCGGAUAUACUUCAAUGGCGACAGCUGUGUCAUGCCUCCACCAGAUGCGUACCCAUGGCUACCAAACUCUUCCCCUGUACUCCUACUGAAGAGCUCAUCCCUCGUUCUGCCCAUCGUGAUUUGGACGGCGAUGCUGUUCUUACGGCUUGGUAUGUACUCAAUCCAUCCCAAAUUGUAAGUCGUUUGACUUUUUUAAUAUCAAGUUUGACCACUCGUCUUAUUCAAAGUUUUGUACAAAAUAUCACUUUUUUUUGUUGUGUAUUGGUUUAUUAAUAAAAAUUCUUCAAGAAUGACUUAAAAUUUGACUAUAUUUGCACAAAUUUUUUGAAUAAGACGAGUGGUCAAACUUGAGGUAAAAAAGUCAAACGACUUACAAUUUGGGAUGGAGGGAGUAGUCACUACUGAUGGAAUAGCUUAUGUUUAGGCAACUGUUUAUUGAAACUAGUGAUUGGUCUGUUGACACAUCAAACAUCCUGAAUUUAUUGUAAUCUAAUCUAGUAGGUAAGGAUGAUCCUGGUGUGCUGAAUCUGAUGUGAAACUGUCAACCUGCAAGCUGGCUGUAUUAUUCAUUCGCAUUUUGUAUAUUGUCGAUAUGAAUAUUGCAGACGCAUCAGUUAUCACUAUC
Messenger RNA from Sorghum bicolor (sorghum), 1895 nucleotides. RefSeq names its product COBRA-like protein 1. Lineage: Eukaryota; Viridiplantae; Streptophyta; Magnoliopsida; Poales; Poaceae. The transcript has 6 exons. Gene Ontology annotation, cellular component: plasma membrane. The coding region runs from base 69 to 1448 and encodes 459 amino acids. The record is from RefSeq and is a predicted model, not a curated record. Gene Ontology annotation, biological process: cellulose microfibril organization; plant-type cell wall cellulose biosynthetic process.